This is a messenger RNA of Prunus mume (Japanese apricot), 2611 nucleotides long. RefSeq names its product ubiquinol oxidase 1, mitochondrial. The record is from RefSeq and is a predicted model, not a curated record. Gene Ontology annotation, cellular component: mitochondrion. Gene Ontology annotation, molecular function: alternative oxidase activity. Lineage: Eukaryota; Viridiplantae; Streptophyta; Magnoliopsida; Rosales; Rosaceae. Gene Ontology annotation, biological process: alternative respiration.
GCGGACUCUUUUAAACCCCUCCUCAUACACCGACUUCACCUCGUCCUGAAAAACCCAAAACCCUAAAAAAGUCCAGACACAACAGAAAACAAUCAAACAAACAAACUCUCUCUCUCUCUCUCUCUCUCUCUCUCUCUCUCUCUCUACCGAUCAUGAGCAUGAUGCUGGUGAGUCGAAGAUACGUGGCGAAAUCCAUGGUGGGCGUUGCAGGAGGCACAAUACGCCUCUUCUCCAGCGCAACAACUACUGCUUGUAGCGGCACCGGAGCAGCAGCAGCAGCCGCCAAACAGUCUACGAGGAUGGGUGUUCCUACGUGGACGAAAAGCGGCGCCAUUUACUGGGUUCAGAUGGAUUGUGGGACCAGGAGUACCGGCACCGUGGCCCUGGGUGGCAAGGACGACUACGAGGAAGAGAAGAAACAGCAUGCAGCAGAUCAUGGCUCCAAGCCUUCCGUUGAUAACGGUUCUGGCAAUAAGGAUGAGAAAGGGAUCGCCAGUUAUUGGGGCGUGGGGCCCACCAAGCUUACCAAGGAAGAUGGCACCCAAUGGAAAUGGACUUGCUUUAGACCAUGGGAGACGUACAAAGCCGACGUCUCCAUAGAUCUGAAUAAGCAUCACGUGCCAACGACUUUCUUGGACAAAAUGGCUUACUGGACCGUCAAGUCUCUCCGAUGGCCUACUGAUCUUUUCUUCCAGAGACGGUAUGGGUGCCGAGCAAUGAUGCUGGAAACUGUGGCAGCAGUGCCUGGGAUGGUAGGAGGGAUGCUGCUGCACUGCAAGUCCCUGAGGCGGUUCGAGCACAGCGGAGGGUGGAUCAAAGCCCUGCUGGAAGAAGCGGAGAACGAGCGAAUGCACCUCAUGACCUUCAUGGAAGUAGCCAAGCCCAAGUGGUACGAGCGUGCCUUAGUUGUCACGGUUCAAGGUGUCUUCUUCAAUGCUUACAUGUUGGGUUAUCUGCUCUCCCCUAAAUUCGCUCAUCGAAUGGUCGGGUACCUUGAGGAGGAAGCAAUCCACUCCUACACUGAGUUCCUCAAGGAGUUGGAUAAAGGGAACAUAGAGAAUGUGCCAGCUCCAGCCAUUGCUAUUGACUAUUGGCAGCUCCCACCUAACUCUACGUUGAGAGAUGUUGUCACGGUUGUUAGGGCAGAUGAGGCACAUCAUCGAGAUGUCAAUCACUUUGCCUCGGACAUACACUAUCAUGGCCACCAACUGAAAGAAUCUCCGGCUCCAAUUGGUUAUCACUAGGGCUGGACAACCGACCCAACCUGCACCGAUUGCCAGAAACCGCCUGACAACAAGUGAUCAUGAUACCUUCUAUUUAAAUUUUUGGGUCAAGUGAUACUAUUAGAGAUCAGAUGGGUAAUACUACUGCAGGUGCUAAAUAAACCUGCGCUUUGUCUACUAUAACUUCAUUGUACACACUAUGGAAAUCGAUUUCUUGGUUUUGAUACUUUUAUUUUUUUUCUUCUUCUAAAAAGUACAGUUUUUACAAAAAAUUUCCACUUCUAAUCUACCAGGGUUUGAUUUGGGUUAGCUAUAUAUAGAUGGUGACAGCCAAAUCCAAUUGCUUUGAGCCUUGGACAAGCAUGGCACAAGAGAAAGGAGGUUUUUAUUUACUUGACAAAAUUUUGUAUUGGGGGUCAUAUCUUGAAGUUUUGUAGACCAUCAACACAUGCACGUAGGAAGGCUACAAAGACUUUAAAACAACGUCUUUGACGUGCUUCACCAUACCAUGCUUAUUGCUUUCAUAAUCUUAAUUUAUUUUACCUUUAUUUACCUAUCAUCCUUCAAAUUUAUUUUAUAUAUUAUUUAUAUUAUAAAGGGUUUUGUUUUUAAUUUUACGAAAAAGGAAAAACUAUAAUUUUUAUAACAGUUUGAAAUGCGGAGAAUAAUGCUCUGUUUCUUGAUAUUAUUGGUGAGUACAGUGCUCUAUAUAAAUACAACUUCAAAUGGACCAAUGGAAUAUUUACAACAAUGUAUGCAUUGUCCAGCGUGCUUUCUAUCUAUCUCAGGCCUUAGAUUGUAAUAAAGCUAGCAAAGUAUACGAAACAUUAUGAGUCAGCUAUUUCUCAUAUCAACAUCAAAUGCACGUGAACCUUUCUGAUAGCAUCUCAAAUCCUUGGCGCAUGUUAAUGGCUUCAUGUACUAGAAGGCUUUGUCUCCUCAACAAGUACUAGAAGGCUUUGUCUUCUCAGCGGUACUAUAAGGCUUUGUCUCCUCAUAGCAAAGGUGACCAUGUUGAUGAGGAUGGAGCAACAGCCAAACAGAAGAACAAGAAGAGCAAAACAUGCAUGUGAUGUCUGGUACAAUAGAGCCUCUGUCUUCUCAACGGCCUCAACAGGUACUAGUAUAAGGCCCUGUCUUCUCAACGUACGGCUUCUAUUAUUAUUUCCCUUCAACGGAAGGCCACUCACGUGAAGGCUGCCUUUCUCUCAAUUUCUCUUAACUUUUUCCCUUUGUUUGAACCUCAAUACUUGAGAUGCCAACGCCAAGGAGCGGACGCCAUCGAUUCUUCAAAGAGAAUCCAACUGUCUAAAUGUAUUGAUUUACCAUGUUAUUAAUUUUUAAAGUGUUGAACUUUUGCACUUGUGUUUUGUAUUAAUAAAAUAAUA